AGAGAGAGAGAGAGAGAGAGAGAGAGAGAGAGAGAAAGAGAGAGAGAGAGAGAGAGAGAGAGAGAGAGAGAUCGAUCUGUCACAUACAGCUCCAAUCCCAGAACCUUGACAAGAGGAGAAAAGAAUCUUUGGAAUACUUGGAAAUAAAUUGAUUAGAAGCAAAACUGCCCGGAAAAAGACUGACAGGCAAGCACACACACAGACGCAAAGGGAAACAACUGCUGUUUCUGCCAUGAAGGGGCUGAAAAAAUAAGCUGCAUGAUUACUUCUAUAUAUGAAUCCACGAUUCCAAAAAGGGAAGGUAACACAUACGGAAUGACCAACUCUGACUUCACUAGUGUACUCUCAAACAUGUCUUUCAUUCUGCCUAUGGCCUCAGAAAUCAACCAAUCAUGUUCUUUAGAGGAAGAAUCCCUGCAAGUGCCUUUUGCCGUCUUAUACUCCCUCCUCUUCCUGUUUGGCCUGUUGGGUAACAUUCUAGCCCUGUGGGUCUUCUUCUUCCUGCACUCGCGCCACAACUCUGUCCGGGUCUUCCUCAUCAACGUAGCCCUGGCUGACCUCGUACUGGUGGCCUGCCUACCUUUUCGCAUCCUCUACCACACGCUGGGCAACCACUGGCCACUGGGCCCACGCAUGUGCAAGGUGGUGGGCAACCUCUUCUACAUGAACAUGUAUGUGAGCAUCACACUGCUUGGCCUCAUCAGCCUAGACCGCUACAUAAAGAUACAAGGGGUGCGGGUAGCCUGCUGCCGGCGCUGGCUGAAGGGCAGCAACUGGAGCAUAGCAGUGUGUGGAUUUUUGUGGGCAGUGUCUCUGGUGGCUGUGGUGCCCAUGAUCGCUCUGGCUGAGGGCAACGAGGAGCAGGGAAAGUGCUUCCAGUAUAAGACACGCACAAAGGCCCGGGGCAAGGCCUACUUCAACCUCCUCCUGGUGGCCGUCUUCUGGAUGGUGUUCUUGCUACUGGUGGUUUCAUACGGGCGGAUCGCCUGGCGCCUACUGCGGGCAUCUCGUGACAAACCAGACCUGCCCAAUGCUAUGCGCUAUAGCCGUACAGCUAAGAAGUCCUUUGUGGUGCUGUUUCUGUUCACCAUCUGCUUCGUGCCCUACCAUUCCUUCAGGGGUUUCUACAUCCAGUCCCAGCUUAGCGAGACAUCCUGCGAAACACGCCGCCUCGUAGAUCGAACCAAUGAGGUCAUGCUUCUUUUUUCCGCACUCAACAGCUGCCUAGACCCAGUCAUGUACUUCAUGCUCUCAGGCUCGGUGCGCAAGGCCACAGUCAAAGCCGUGUCCCGGGUAUUCCGUGUGAGGCAUGACACCGCCGCUGUCAUCAACAGUUCUACCACGGAGUUACGCAAGACAUCUGUGUCUCAGGCCUCCACCACUGUGCUGGCUACACCCCGCGGAAGCAUCGGGCUCAUCACCACCAUCCGCUCCCAAUCCCUCCAUCCGAAAGACAUGAAGUGAGGUUGCUCCCGGUAAUCAAAGGGCCAGCGUCUCUGACCAGACAUCCUCAGCAUGAAGGAAAUAGCAAAGAAAUGAUUAUGCUUCACUGGGAUUUUGUAAUAUCUUGUGAUCAGAUGGAUGGUGGAGGGAGAUGUUUCCUCGGAAAUAAGACAUCUGUUCUCUAGUAAGACAUUUGUUCUAAAAAAAAAAAAAUAAAUUAAAAAGCUGAAAAUUUAUUGAAUGAGUGUUUAUCCAGUUCAUCAUGAAGAAGGAAGUCAGCGACAGCUGUGGACACUUGCCAAAGCUAAUAAGUAACCUAAUGCAGUGAGAACGCAGCAGAUCAGAGAUCAUGACUCUCACAGAUCAAAAUGACUAUUGUAUACUAUAAGGAACAUUAUUGAUUUUUUUGGGGGACAUUUCCAUUUCCACAUAAUCAAGGAUGCGGUCCAUCAAAAUGUCAAUUACAACAUGGAUAGUUCCAGUUAAUUCUAAAAUACUUGAUAUAUGCAUUCCUAUUAGUGGACAAAUGAACUGAAUCCUGUACUAAUGCACCAGAAGUGUUACUUCUAUGGACAGGUACUCAUAAUACUGAUAGUUGGCGCCAGGUAUAAGCCUGUAUAUACAUUAAAUGGCCUAAAACUGCAUUAAA
Colossoma macropomum (tambaqui) is the source of this 2092-nucleotide messenger RNA. RefSeq names its product probable G-protein coupled receptor 34. The record is from RefSeq and is a predicted model, not a curated record. Gene Ontology annotation, cellular component: membrane. Gene Ontology annotation, biological process: G protein-coupled receptor signaling pathway. The transcript has 2 exons. Lineage: Eukaryota; Metazoa; Chordata; Actinopteri; Characiformes; Serrasalmidae. Gene Ontology annotation, molecular function: G protein-coupled purinergic nucleotide receptor activity. Bases 259 to 1464 code for a protein of 401 amino acids.